Thlaspi arvense is the source of this 285-nucleotide messenger RNA. NCBI's taxonomy places the organism in Eukaryota, Viridiplantae, Streptophyta, Magnoliopsida, Brassicales, Brassicaceae. The record is from the annotation of a GenBank genome assembly.
AUGGAUUCCGGCGUAGCCUCAAGCCUAAAAUUCCAUCACAUUCCGUAUCAUCCCCUCUCGGCUGAUUUUAGAAAAGUAAUUAACCUUCCCACAGAUUUCAAGAGCCCUAAUAAAAAAGAGGUAAUAUUGAAGCUGGAGAUUGAACAUGGACGGUUACUCUCUCUCUACCUCGGUAAUCUCGCUCAGAUCCUCCCACGUUCCUCUUCGCCUCUUACGCUUUGCGUGUUACUUAAAAAAGGUCAUUGCCUUCUUCGUCGCCGGUUUUUCUCUCCACAGAAGCGGUGA